Empidonax traillii (willow flycatcher) is the source of this 592-nucleotide messenger RNA. RefSeq names its product zinc finger protein interacting with ribonucleoprotein K-like. The transcript has a single exon. Gene Ontology annotation, molecular function: DNA-binding transcription factor activity, RNA polymerase II-specific; RNA polymerase II cis-regulatory region sequence-specific DNA binding. The annotation marks the transcript as partial. NCBI's taxonomy places the organism in Eukaryota, Metazoa, Chordata, Aves, Passeriformes, Tyrannidae. The record is from RefSeq and is a predicted model, not a curated record. Gene Ontology annotation, biological process: regulation of transcription by RNA polymerase II.
CACAUCCACACUGGGGAACGACCCUACACAUGUGGGGAAUGUGGGAAGAGCUUCAGGAGCAACUCCAACCUGAUCGGGCACCAGCUCAUCCACACUGGGGAACGGCCCUACACAUGUAGGGAAUGUGGGAAGAGCUUCAACCAGAGCUCCACCCUGAUCAAACACCAGCGCAUCCACACUGGGGAGAGGCCCUACACGUGUAGGGAAUGUGGGAAGAGCUUCAGGGAGAGCUCCAACCUCCGCAAGCACCAGCUCAUCCACACUGGGGAACGGCCCUACAAGUGCUUGCAGUGUGGGAAGAGGUUUAGGGACAGCUCAACUCUCCUCAAACAUGAGCGGAUACACACAGGGGAGAGGCCCUUCCGCUGCACCAACUGCGGGAAGGGCUUCAACCAGAACUCCCACCUUGUCACCCACCGGCGCAUCCACACCGGGGAGAGACCCUACAAGUGUGGGGAGUGUGGGAAGAGCUUUACGCAGAGCUCCCACUUGACCCAACACCAAUGGACCCACCAGUAAGGGAAGCCCCAGGAGUGCCCCGACUGCAGGAAGAGCUUCGGCCGCUGCUCCCACCCCAAAUGACCCCCCUGAU